This is a messenger RNA of Vicia villosa (hairy vetch), 1116 nucleotides long. RefSeq lists its product as uncharacterized. The transcript is spliced from 7 exons. The record is from RefSeq and is a predicted model, not a curated record. Gene Ontology annotation, biological process: proteolysis. Gene Ontology annotation, molecular function: cysteine-type peptidase activity. NCBI's taxonomy places the organism in Eukaryota, Viridiplantae, Streptophyta, Magnoliopsida, Fabales, Fabaceae. The coding region runs from base 13 to 1041 and encodes 342 amino acids.
UAGGGGUGUUUAAUGAGAGCGCUUUUUGUCAAAAGCGCUGGUAUAGCCCAGGCUAUGAGAGCGCUUUCCAGAAGCGCUUUAGUAGCCUUAUUACUAAAAUUAAAACCAAAAACACGCUUCUACUGUUUCUCACUUUCUCUCUUUCUUUUUCUCUCUGCACGCGAACCAGAAACCCCACCCCUCACCGUCGUCGGUCCUCCGUCAACCUUAUCGGUCCUCCGUCCACCACCAUCGCGCGAACUUCUUCUCCUCCGUCCACCACCAUCGUUUCGUCUCCGUCUCUUCUCCUCUGGUAGCAACUUGCUUUGCGCCACCCAGGAUGGUGCUUUACGGGAAAUCGAUAUGGAUGAAAGUGUCUUCGGUAUUGAGUUCAAGUCACAUAUUACAAUUGACGACUUGCAAGAGAUUUUUGACCAGGAUCAACUAGGCGUCAGUAAUAUGCAAUCAUACAUCCGGUUGUUGUAUGACAGAGUGUUGCGCGGGACUGCAUUGUCUAACAGAUUCCGGUUCGUGUCUUCCGCCCAUUGCAGCGGAAUGGAAAUUGUUUCGGAUCCGGAAUCUGUUAGACAGCGCUUAGUCGAUAGAUUCAUGUCCACCGGCAAUACAGAAUGUCUGCAUCUUUGGGCGUAUAAUACCCGACCAGUAGGAGCACACUGGUUGCUGCUUGCUAUCAACCCGAUAAGGGAAGUCGUGUAUUAUCUGAAUUCGGUAAAGGGUGAAUGGACCAAUUAUCCGGCCAUGAAGGAAAUCGUUGAUUUAUCAAUACAAGUAUUCCGUAGUCAACGGGACGCACAGGUAUCCCGGACUAAAUCAAACAACAUCACCUGGAUCGAAGUGCAGUGUCCGAUACAGCGUAACAGUUCAGACUGCGGAUACUUUGUAUUGAGGUUUAUGAAAGAAAUCAUUCAGGCGAAUCAAUUAGAGAUUCCUCCCACGUACCUUGACGAAUUCCGUGCUGCUGGGUACUCGAAGCUAAAGUUAGAAGAAAUCAAAGAGGAAUUGUGUCAAUUUUAUAUUAAGCAAUUUUUCAUGCAGAUUUGAACUAUAAUAUUGUUGAUUUUGUAAUGAUGUAUAUAUAUAAUUUUGUAAUGAUGUAUAUAUAUAAUUUUGGAUAUU